AUGUCAGGGAUGUCUAAUUUAAAUUUUGACCAACAUAAUUUUUCAAAUCUCGAUUCUAGUUCAUUACCUUCAAUGCUCAAUGAACCUUUGACCAAUGAACGACAUGAAGAAGAAGAUGAGGAAGUUGGAAGAGAAAAUAGCCCUUUUAUGCCUGAAAAUGAGGAAAGAAAUAUUUUGUCGUUUCAAGCUUCAACAUCUCAAUCUGUUGAACAAUUGAAUAGAAGUCCUCGAAGACGUAAUCGACAUUCUAAUAAGAGGAAUAGACGUCGUAGGAGGAUUUAUAGUGACACUGACUUAUCAAAAAUGCGCCCAUUAAUUCUCUCACCAUUUAUGCCGAAUUUUGCAACCCAAAUUUCGGUUGAUGCUCAAAAUAGACGUCUAACAAAUACAAGUCUAACAGGUAUUCGAACAAUAUCAACAGCUCCUCAACAACCAACAUCAGCAACUAUAGUGCCUACAAAUAUUUUUUUACCAAAAAGUGGAGUUGACAAAUUAACUGUUAAAAAUGAGACGCGUAGUAAUCAAACAAGCAAGUAUGGCUCUGUUCCAGCAAUAAAAGUAAAUAAUGUUGUUACUGAACAAAUGUUGCAUCAAACAAUACCUGAAGGUGAAAUGGAAUCUGAUGAGUCUGAUGAUGAUGAAGAUAAAAGUAGCAGCAGUAGUGAAUCUUCUUCUUAUACUCGUUUUUCUGAAUUGACAAAAAAGCAACUGGCAACCAUUGGAAUGUUAGCAGUAGCCAACCUUUGCAGCACAAUAGCUUUUAGUUGUAUUGCGCCUUUUUAUCCUACGGAAGCUGAAUUUAAAGGUAUGAACACCUCCGAGAUUGGACUUAUUUUUGGUAUUUUUGAAUUGGUUAUGUUCAUUACUGCACCUUUUCUUGGAAAAUAUAUGGCUUCUGUUGGCUCAAAAAGAAUGUUUAUAACUGGCCUUUUAAUAACAGGCAUUACAGCUAUUGGUUUUGGAACUUUAAAUCUUUUACCUGCCGGAAGAAUUUUCUUUUGGUCUUCUUUAGUUAUUAGAUGUCUUGAAGCUUUAGGUGAUGCUUGUUUUGUUACCUCUUCUUUUGCAAUAAGCGCAAAAUGUUUUCCUGGAAGAAUUGCGACGAUUGUUGGCAUAAUGGAAACUUUUGCUGGUCUUGGAUAUACAGCGGGUCCAAUAAUUGGAAGUGUCCUUUACGAAUAUGGCGGGUUUCAAUUACCUUUCUUCGUUCUUGGCGUUCUUUUAAUUUUUGCUACAGCUGUUUCUUAUUUUUUAAUUGAAAAUAUUGAUGACGAACCAACAGAAGAUGCAAUGGGAAUGCUUUCAAUGCUUCGAAUUCCUGUUAUUUGGUUAAUGGUUUUUGCAGUUAUUAUUUGUGCAAUAUCUUUAUCUUUCUUUGAUCCGACUUUAGCUGGACACCUUGCUCAGUUCAACUUAUCAACAAUAAUGGUUGGAUUUAUGUUUCUUCUUUGUGGAGGAUUUUAUUGUGUGACUGCCCCACUUUGGGGUUUUAUAUUAGAUCGUUGGCAUUGUUGCAAUUUAUUAAUGCUUUUUGGUUCUACAGCAACGACUUUUUCAAUGCUUUUUGUUGGACCUUCUCCUUUUUUGGAUAUUGACAAAAAUCUCUUUUUAAUUGGUGUAUCUUUAGCAAUUUUGGGAAUUGCAGCAGGUUUCUUUUUAAAAUUGGUGUUUGAUAUCACCGGGUUGGCAUUGAUUCUAAUGACAAUGAGACUGGGACUUCUGGUGGGACCUCCCGCCGUUCCCCAAGGAAUCUUUCUUCGAAGACGUGCUCUCUAUAUUCCAACAUUUCAAAAUUGUCUUGACGCUGUAAAGGAAAAUGGAUAUGAUGACUCAUUUCAAACAUACGGUUGUGUAUCUGGUGUUUUUCAAUCUGCAUUUGCCUUUGGAGCUUUUAUCGGUCCAACAUUAGGUGGCCUUUCUGUACAAACUUUUGGUUUUCCUUUAACAACAACUUUUAUUGCUGGGAUUAACCUUGUUUUUGUCUGUACUUUGUUAAUCUUUUUUUCUGUCAAACGAAUGUCAAAAAGAAGAACUUCAUGUUCUGGUGUAUCGAGUGACAGGGAAAACAAUUUAAAUUCACUUUAA
This is a messenger RNA of Meloidogyne enterolobii, 2085 nucleotides long. The record is from the annotation of a GenBank genome assembly. NCBI's taxonomy places the organism in Eukaryota, Metazoa, Nematoda, Chromadorea, Rhabditida, Meloidogynidae.